This is a messenger RNA of Paramormyrops kingsleyae, 1362 nucleotides long. It is a transcript of the gene selenou1a, whose product is annotated as selenoprotein U 1a. NCBI's taxonomy places the organism in Eukaryota, Metazoa, Chordata, Actinopteri, Osteoglossiformes, Mormyridae. Gene Ontology annotation, molecular function: antioxidant activity. The record is from RefSeq and is a predicted model, not a curated record.
CCAUUUGUCAGUGUGCAGCUAAUCGUGUACUGUAAACAUUUAGCACGCAAACAUGUCAGAAGCCAAAAGAUCAAAAACGUAUAACUUUCACUCAGAGUGGGAAGAGGAUUGUUUUUUUUUUGUUUACUCAAAUUCGUGGCUUUACCGAAGAAGGGCAAUUUGGAGCGACAUUUCAAAACGGUGCACAAAAGCUACGAGACAGUUCUCUGCUAAAACAGCCAUACGCAGCCGACAAGUGUGAGAACUGAAAAGUUAGUUAGCAGCACAGCAGUCAAUUUUUACCAAGCCGAACACCAAAAGUAAGGCUGCAACUAUAGCUUUCCAGUGCCAGCGGUCUCAGUAAGUGCUGUCCUUUACCCUGUAGGGGGAGCUCCUGGCCAUGUGGUCUUUGGGACUGGGAGCAAUUGGUGCAGCCAUUGCAGGCAUUUUCCUCGCCAACACUGAUUUGUUACUGGAUAAGCCAGAGCCGGCCAGUGUGGAGUACCUGGGGGAGACUGAUCUGAAAACAAUAGCAGAUGAUGAGAAGACGUUUAAGGCUGGGUCUCUGUGGGAGAGAUCCGGGGCCGUUGUCAUGGCUGUGAGGCGUCCUGGAUGAUUCUUGUGCAGAGAGGAGGCCGCAGAGCUCUCCUCCCUCAAACCCCAGCUGGACCAGCUCGGUGUUCCCCUCUAUGCUGUCGUGAAGGAGAACAUCGAGUCGGAGGUCCACGACUUCAAGCCGUUUUUCUCUGGCGACGUCUUUCUGGAUGAGAAGCAACAUUUCUACGGACCCGCGCAGAGGAAAAUGGGCGGCUUGGGGAUCGUCCGUCUGGGGGUGUGGGCCAACUUCCUGCGGGCAUGGAGGAACGGGCAUUCGGGAAAUGUGAAGGGCGAGGGUUUCAUCCUGGGCGGCAUGUUUGUCAUCGGAGCAGGAGAGCAGGGCAUCCUGCUGGAGCACCGCGAGAAGGAGUUUGGGGAUAAAGUCAACAUAUCUUCUGUUCUGGAAGCAGCCAGGAAAAUUCAGCCAGUGAAAUAUUAGUGUAUUUUUAAUAGACUGUUAUUCAUGUCUUCUCAUGGGUCUCCACUGGGGGGCGCCAUUUGGCAUGGAGGUGACUGCUUCCGCCCACUAGUUUACAGAAAGUAGAUUCAAAUUUAGAGAAGCAUCCUGAACCUGUAUCACUCGCUGCUCUGUGUAAACCAUGGGCUGUGCCCGGGCGUCCGCAGCCAGCUCUGUGUGCGUGCAUAUGACAGCCUGCGCCUAACUCUGCAGAGGGAGCUGGCUAGAUACUUCACACACACACACACACGCAGCCACGGCUGAGGGCGCCCCUGCACAGACAGGUCCGGCUGCAGCAAAGGCUCUCAAUAAAAGGCAUUUGGACCUAC